This is a messenger RNA of Ostertagia ostertagi, 411 nucleotides long. The record is from the annotation of a GenBank genome assembly. Lineage: Eukaryota; Metazoa; Nematoda; Chromadorea; Rhabditida; Trichostrongylidae.
AUGAGAGUGCUCGCAUCGCUGCUGCUGGUCUCGCUGUCGGCCGCCCACGCGCAAGACACCACGCGUGACCCCACCACGUUGCCGGCCACGCUUCGCAACGCCAUCGCCGCCGCGGAGGCGGCCUCCGCGCCUGCAUCGGGCGCGGAACCGGCGCGCGACGGCAUCCGCCAGGUCGUCUUCGCCAACGGGCGCGGCUACGUCGUGCAGCGCGGCCGGCGCUAUGCCGUCGGCGAGCAGCUCGACGGCGCGCGCAUCGAGCGCAUCACCGAACAGGCCGUGUGGCUGCGCGAGGCUGGCGAAGUGCGCCGCGAACCGCUGUACAGCGGUGUCGAGAAGCGCUCGCCGCCGCCCGCUACAUCGCAGGCCCCGCGCAAAGCGGCCCCCAAGAAUUCCAAGGAGAAGCAGCCAUGA